Nomia melanderi (Alkali bee) is the source of this 3300-nucleotide messenger RNA. The record is from RefSeq and is a predicted model, not a curated record. NCBI's taxonomy places the organism in Eukaryota, Metazoa, Arthropoda, Insecta, Hymenoptera, Halictidae.
AUGCCGAAAGCAACAGAACAAUCGUCCAGCCAAACCCAAUCCACUACGAUCGGUAUUAGUCUCAGUACUUUGCGACGCAAGCGCGGCAAUAUAAUCGGGCACAUCACGACGUUCGCGAGACUCGUUGAUAACAUGCAACAUCCCGAACAACGCGAUAUCGGUCUCUUACGAGCGCAUUUGACCAGCCUCAACGACGUAUGGGCACGGUUCGAUGAACUCCAAUUUGAAAUUGAAGAAAUGGACGAGUCCGAAGCACCACGUCGAUACGAAAUACACAAUGAUUACCUGGGAGAAUCCAAAUCGCGGGCGUUAAAACGAUUGGAAUCUCUGGAACGGAAACUACAUCGUGACACAACUUUACGGAAAGAAUAUCACGCCGUCAUGAAUGAAUAUUUCGAACUGGGCCACAUGGAACGGAUUCCUGAAGAUCGAGAUUCAUCCGGCGGAUAUUACCUGCCUCAUCACGGAGUCACGAAGGUCACGAGUGCAACCACCAAGCUUCGAGUGGUUUUCGACGGUUCCGCUGCAACGAGCACCGGAAUCUCGCUCAACGACACCCUCCAUACAGGGCCAAAAAUACAGGACGAUCUGCUGUACAUUUUGCUCCGCUUCCGUAUUCACCGUUACGUUCUCACCGGUGAUAUAGAGAAACUGUACAGGCAGUUUCUCGUUUGUGACGAAGAUCGGAAAUAUCAGCGGAUUCUUUGGCGCGAUGAUACCGGUCGAGUCAAUACCUACGAGCUGAAAACCGUCACAUUCGGGUUGUCAGCCGCGCCGUACUUAGCGAUCCGUUGUCUUACUCAACUCGCCCAAGACGAAGGGCACCGGUUUCCUCAAGCCGCAAAAAUUCUGCGUCGUGAUUUUUACGUGGAUGACGCACUCACUGGAGCAUCUACCAUCGAGGAAGCGCGCUCAUUGAGGGAGGAUCUAACGCAAUUGCUACGAUCAGCCGGGCUAAACAUCAGACAAUGGGCGGCCAACCAUGAGGAACUUUUAACAGGAUUAUCGGACCAGCCAAUCGACAGGAAGCACCAUCUCGGCGAUUCAUCAAACAUAAAAACGUUAGGGAUUGUUUGGAACUCCUCGGCAGACUCCAUAUCCUAUGAAGUCCAAACAAAACUCGCGACCACGCACAUAACCAAACGCCUCAUUUCCUCCGAAAUUGCCAGGAUUUAUGACCCAUUAGGCCUCCUCGGUCCCGUCAUCAUCGUUGCAAAAAUCCUGGUUCAGAGAAUUUGGUCCGUUAAGGUAGACUGGGACGAAUCUCUGCCGAUGGACAUACAUACAGAAUGGUGUCAGUACUAUAAGGACGCCAAUGGACGUAUAAACGUAGAGCUUCUCUUCGCGAAGUCAAAGGUUGCCCCGUUAAAAACGCAAUCGGUACCCCGGCUCGAACUGUGUGGAGCGCUGCUUCUCACCUCGCUCAUCGCUACUGCCAAGAACGCGUUGCACGUGGAAAUCCACAAUACCACCUUAUGGACCGACUCCACCAUCGUCAUCAACUGGCUACAAACUUCACCACACCUUCUGAAGACAUUCGUCGCAAAUAGGGUAUCCAAAAUUCAAACUAGAACUGACAUCGCGAAUUGGCGACACGUUCCGACUAAUGACAAUCCCGCGGAUCUCAUUUCGCGCGGUCAAACGCCAGAAGAAUUCCUACGACCAUCCAUCUGGCACCAUGGUCCAGAGUGGCUCGCCAAGGACAAAUCUCGAUGGCCAAACCAUGAAAUAGUUCCACCCAACAUCGUCCCGGAGCAAAAGACAGCAGCGUGUCUAACUACAACAUCAUUAGACACGAGCAUCUUCGAAAAUUAUUCGUCGUGGGGAAAGAUGCAACGGAUCGUCGCGCGCUGUCUUCGAUGGAAAAGGACGUAUAAUGAAAAGGGUAGCCUGACAGUGUCCGAAAUCAGGAAUGCCCACGACAUUCUAAUAAAACUUUUGCAAAGCUUGCACUUUGCAAAAGAAUUACAAUGUCUAACUACAAACAAAUCAGAAGUCGGUGGAAAACUGCAACGUCUCAAUCCAUUCAUCGACAAGGACGGGAUAUUGCGAGUCGGAGGACGAUUGAAACACUCCUUAAUGCCAUUUUCGCAACGGCAUCCCAUCAUCUUACCAAAGGCACGCGUGACGGGACUCAUCAUCGAAGCCGAGCAUCGUGCUCAACUGCACACCGGCGUGCAAAACACGCUAUACGCAGUUAGGCGCCGAUACUGGCCCGUUGACGGUCGAAGUCAGGUAUGGAGGGCCAUAAAGACCUGCUCGCGCUGCCUCCGAGCGCAACCACCAUCAACAGACUACAUAAUGGGUAACCUGCCCAAAGCAAGAGUCACCGAAUCCCGGCCAUUUACGAACACCGGGGUUGAUUAUUGCGGGCCAUUUUAUAUUAAGGAAAGGAAGAAACAGAAUCGAACGCGUGUCAAGGUGUACGUUGCGGUCUUCGUGUGCCUCGCGGUCAAGGCCAUUCAUUUGGAACUGGUAAGUGACCUUACCACCGAAGCAUUCAUAGCUGCACUUAGACGAUUCAUUGCUCGACGGGGAUUUUGUAAACGUAUUCACUCGGACAAUGGCACAAAUUUCGUUGGGGCAUAUAACCAACUACGAGAAAUACGCGAACUCUUAAAAUCGGAUGACCAUAAUCAAAAGGUAAAGACAUUUCUCGCGGAGCGGCAUAUCGAGUGGAGUUUUAUCCCACCACACGCACCACACUUCGGUGGCUUGUGGGAAGCAGCUGUAAAGGCUUUCCGCGUCGUAGGUACUGAGCUGUUUACCUUCGAGAAUUUGAAUACCUUAAUCAUUGAAAUAGAGUCCAUCCUCAAUUCAUGCCCUUUAACUCCUAUAUCCGCUGAUUCAAACAACGAUCUCCUCUUACUGACACCAGGCCACUUCCUCAUUGGCGAUUCCCUCACGAGCCUACGCGAGCGCGAUUUUACAGAUAUUCCCUCAAACCGUAUAUCGAGCUGGCAGCACAUUCAGAAAGUGAAGCAACACUUCUGGAACCGCUGGCAUAGGGAAUAUCUGAACGAGCUAACCCUGCGCAACAAAUGGACCAAGGGCAGUCAUCCAAUCAAGGAGGGUACAAUCGUUCUUCUAAGGGAGGACAACAUUCCCCCCAUGCAGUGGGCCUUAGGCCGAGUGAUUAAGGCUCACCCCGGCUCUGACGGUAUUGUUCGUGCUGUGACCCUUCAGACGGCUACGGGCGUACUAGAUCGGACCACGAAAAAACUUGUACCCCUGCCAUAUCAGCCCGACGAGGAUAACCCUGUGGACCCAACAUCCACGGACAGUGUUGAACCACCAUAG